Molecule: messenger RNA, 1857 nt
Organism: Tigriopus californicus
Lineage: Eukaryota; Metazoa; Arthropoda; Copepoda; Harpacticoida; Harpacticidae
Exons: 3
Coding region: 645-1826 (393 amino acids)
Molecular function (GO): glycosyltransferase activity
Source: RefSeq, a predicted model, not a curated record
AUACUGUUAGGGGAAGUUCAGAUUCGGAGCAGAAGUACUUUAGUGAAAUGGAUUCGCUGACUGAUCAAGUGAUGGAAAAAUGUACCCGAAAGGAUCGUUGAAAAUCUUUGUUUCGGUACGAUAUCUGUCAAUUCCUCUUUUCCUGGAGUUGUCUUCUUCUCAAAGUCCAACGAUUGGGCAACAUUUUAGUUCGCAAAUUUUGAUCGCCUUGGCUUGGAAUUGAUUGCAUUAGAAACAUCAGCCAUACAAGAACUCUUACCAUUCCUGAUAAUUUCGUGUUUUUUUUUGGCUUUCGAUCUGUGUGACUUUAUGUUUUUGGCCAUUCAUCUCCCAAUUUUGCCAAAAUGGUGCUAGGAAAAUAAAACGUUAAAUAUCGUUAAAUCGAGACAUGUUAUGAAGUAAAACUUUGGUAAUCAGCAGAAAGAUCGUUAAAUCAUGAUUCGUUACGUCGAAGUGCGACUGUACGGCAUAUGAAGUCUAAGAAGUCAAAAAUCAUUCCAUGGGCGAAGAAAUCAGACAACCAAAUAUUGAACCCGGUCUCCCUGAUAAUCCGUCCCUCUUAUCAGUUGCCACUGCUCAAGUCAAGUUAUGAUUUCUAAACACCAAUGAGGCCUUCAAAUUUUCAUCUCGUCUUUUAGUUGGUCAUGCCAAAAAAGAGAGCAGUACUCUUGUCCAUAGUUAUUCUGCUUUCCUUUGUAACUUGGCAAUGGCUGCUAUCAGUGACAGUGUUUGCAACAAAGAAGAAGACGUCCCAAUCACACCCAACCGUGAAAGGGGACCAUGCAAAACAUACCCUGAUCGAUCGGAACAUUGCCCUUCCUUACUGGAAUCGAAGUCAAACCCGAAGGCUUGCAUCACCCAGCAACGCCAUUCAUUGUGUUCAGAAACCUCUGUUUUUGGAUCAAGGAUCAACUUUUCGAAGGCCAAUAGAUGUCGUGGCAAAGAGGUUUGCUUAUGUUUGGUAUGCCUCCUCUGCAAUGUAUUUGUGCUCGGCCUUGACAGCCUUCAGAUUGUUGCAACAACUUCGUGCUGAAGGAAAUACCACUCAUUUAGAUGUGGACUAUGUAUUGAUAGCGUCCGAGUCAGAUCUGAACAACUCAAGCACUUCAAAGAAACUGUUGCAGCAAUGGUCCAAUUUGGGUGGUUUAAUCAAAAGGUUCCCUCCCCUCCCAUAUCCUGAAUUAGGAACUUACGAAGCCACCUAUCAAAGAUUUCGGGCAUUCCAAUUGACCGAAUAUGAUCAAGUCAUUGCCAUGGAUGCUGAUGGCUUUCCUUUACAAAAUCUCGAUCAUUUGCUUCUCUUCAAUCUCCCUGGUUCGAUUAAGCUGGCAGCACCUCAAGCAUACUGGUUUAACCACAGAGGUGUGGUGGAUACUGCAGAGGACAGAUGUCCUGGUAUUCCACUCGUUCUCAUCACUUCAAUUCUGCUCGUAAUCAAGCCGGAUAUGGGUCUCUUCGAUCGUGUUAAGCAACACUUUGGCUCCACGAGAUUCCAGUCCAAAGAAUAUCAAUUCGAUAUGGACAUCCUGAUAUCCGAAUUCUGUUGCCAUGAUGAAAUAUUCAUUCUUCCCAAGUAUUAUGGCACCUUAGAUUCGGAAUUUCAGAUGAAAGAGCCACUCAACUUCGACCUCCAAGAAUGCCGCAAUUGGAAAUACAUGCAAUAUCUCCAUUUCUCAUACAAUGGCAAACCGUGGACUCGGAGCAAGGCAAUGAACGCCAAGUAUUAUUCAAAAAGUGUUUCUCAAGAUACUCUAGAUGUUGUUAAGGAUUGGUUCAAAAUGGCCCACCAUUUUUGUCCAAAGUUGAUUUCCGAACAUGAAUUUUAAGAAGCCAAAAAUACAACACUAUCUAACAGAA